Sorghum bicolor (sorghum) is the source of this 1206-nucleotide messenger RNA. RefSeq names its product squamosa promoter-binding-like protein 13. Gene Ontology annotation, cellular component: nucleus. Lineage: Eukaryota; Viridiplantae; Streptophyta; Magnoliopsida; Poales; Poaceae. The record is from RefSeq and is a predicted model, not a curated record. The transcript has 2 exons. The coding region runs from base 84 to 740 and encodes 218 amino acids. Gene Ontology annotation, molecular function: DNA binding.
CUCCACUCAUAGGACUCAUGUUGAGAGCCUAGGAAGGGAGGUAGCACAGCUCCCGAUCCACCCACGCCACCUCUCGACCGCGUAUGCCCGACUCCUCCUUCGCCAGCACAGGCAUGGCCCCCUCGAGCUCGGCAGCGGCGUCCAUGGCCGCGCUCGCGGCCGCCGCGGCGUCUGGCGACGGCUCGGACGACUCCGGGGCGGCCAAAAACGGUGGCGCGCCUCCGACGCACGGGGUGGAGGCGGGCAACAAUCCCGCGGAGCUGGCGGCGGCCGUGGGUGGCGCCUCCAGCAGCUCCUCCCGGGCGGCGGCGAGGAGCAGGGUCGCGGCGGCUGCUGGCGCCUCCGGCUCCUCCCCGGUGGCGGCGGCGAGGAGCAGGGGCGCCGGCGCCGUGGCCGCGGCGGCGGGCGGCGGCGGUGGCGUCGGGCCGAGCUGCCAGGUGGAGCGGUGCAACGCCGACAUGGGCGUGGAGAAGCGGUACAACCGGAGGCACAAGGUGUGCGACGCGCACCGCAAGGCGUCCGUCGUCCUCCUCGCCGGCCUCCGCCAGCGCUUCUGCCAGCAAUGCAGCCGGUUCCACGAGCUGUCGCACUUCGACGACACCAAGCGGAGCUGCCGCCUGCGCCUGGCGGGGCACAACGAGCGGCGCCGGAGGAACCCGGCGGAGGCGCACGACCAGAACGGCGGCCGGGGCGACCCGGGGAACCACCACCUCCACAUCAGAUCAGAUAAACCUAUCUAAGCAUGCUCUCUCUCUUCUGUCAUGCAGGAUGCACCUAGCAUCACCGAUCGAUAAUCCGAUUUGUGUCUCAGUGCCUACCCUGUCCUGUGUCUGUGUGUUGCGUAUGGUACGUGCUGCUGCUACUACGUGCUAACUUAAUCAAUAGGCAGUGCACAGCACAUGACCUCCUGUAAGUAAUGUGCUUUGUAUGUGCACCGACCGGAGGCGUAUAUAUGUGCUGCUGUAUACUGAUCUGCCAAGAGACCUAGUUAAUCAAUCGUGCUGAUUGUAACGUAACCUGCAGGCAAAUUAAGCAGGUGCAGUUUGUAAUCGUGCAGUGAUUAAUUGUGCGUAUGAGUAUGGAUCGAUUAUCGGAUGUGUAAUCCUGUGGCCUGUGCUGAACAGUAAUCUGUGCAGGCUGUGUAUCGAUGUUGUACUCUGAUGAUAUAAUUAAUUGUGUGGUAAUAUAUAUAUGCUAUUUAAUAUU